Messenger RNA from Leishmania mexicana MHOM/GT/2001/U1103, 2751 nucleotides. RefSeq lists its product as hypothetical. The record is from RefSeq and is a predicted model, not a curated record. The transcript has a single exon. Lineage: Eukaryota; Euglenozoa; Kinetoplastea; Trypanosomatida; Trypanosomatidae. Bases 1 to 2751 code for a protein of 916 amino acids.
AUGGGGUUGCAAUCACCGCUUUGGCUGUGGACGCAUCAGCAGAUAACUCGCGACACCGGAGCGCCAAAAGGGAUGCGUAAGAUAAUGCACCUGGUUCAGUGGAUGCACCGCCAUGGCGUGGAGUCGCGGCACAUUGCCAUUCUCGUGCCAUUCUCGUGGAAGGCAAUGUGCCAGCAGGAGUUUGCGCGGCACAGUGCUCAGGCGGAGAUGAAGGAAUGUCCGAUUAUUCUAGCCCAUCACGAGCUGCCGGCGCUGAACAAGCGAGACCACACCAAGUACCGGUACCGGGCGGUUCUCUACUUGAUGGACGCGCUGCCGCGAAAUUUAAGCCUUUCGGCGCCGCUUCAGAGAAGUGAGGAGCUCCUGAUUUCCGAGGCCAUGGGGGCGGCGAUAGACGCGUUUGUGCUGUGCGCCGAUGCGGGGUGGAUGGCGCCUCAGGUGCAGGCAAAGUGGUACAAGCUGUUCGUCGCCAAACUGGAGGACGUCCGGGCGGUUGUCUCUUACGAUGCCACUACGACGACGCAGGCGACCAUGGAGGCGGCGGCCGCGUACUUCCCCUCCCUUGUGGGUCCCACGAUCCCUCUGUGCUGCAGCCGGCACCCGAACCAGCGGCAGCUCGAGUACGGUCUUGCACGCAUGGAGCCCUGUUGCAAACGGCUCUGCCUGAGUCUGUACGCGUGUCGUCGCCCCGAUCACGUGUGCACGCGUACGUGCCACCCCGAGGAGAGCCACCUGACGUGCUCGUACGCGUGCGGUGCCUCCCUCCCCUGCGGUCACAAGUGUCUGCUGGAGUGCGGUGCUCCGUGCAACUGCUUCGAGGUAGUCGAGAUGCAGUUGGCAUGCUCGCACGAGAAGCUUCUGGGGAUGAACAAGGAAACGCUCGAGCCCAUUUACGCGGUGGUGCGCCACGUGUACAAGGGUGUCUGCGGCGAUGCAGCGCUACCGUGUGCCGUGUCGUACGAGACGGAGUGCGCGCGGUGCCUCGGUCUCUUCACGGUGUCGUGCUUUGAGGCACAGGAGCAAGGCCAUUCGCUGGCCCACAGGGCACUGAUCUGUGCAGCGUGCAAGCGCCGUGAGCGCGAACUGCGGGCGAAGCUUCUUGGCGAGCUUCUCACUGAUGUCGAGUCUCAGAAGAAGAAGGUCAAGGCGGAGCUGCAGCGGUCGCUGCACCACCAGCGCAAGGCGGCGGCGCAGGGCCUUUUUCGACCCGGCACCCGGGUGGAGAUCGUCGACGCGACCAAGUGCGUGCCGCCGCUCUUCGCAGAGGAUGACUUUCCGGGCAUCGAGUUUGUGGACAUGGAGGUGCCGACGUUUUUCCAGGAGAUGGAGGGGGCGUACGGCACGUUCGUGAGCAACCACGUGGAUGUCAUGGACCGCAGCGAGGUGCGCAACCUUGUUCGGCUGCCCAGUGGCAAGCAUGUGCUGGUGGCGGAUGGCGGGCUGCGCAUGAUUCAGGCCCUGACAAGCAACAUCACGCAAGCUAUGCCGCUCAUGCUGACGUGCAAGAGCAGAGACGACGGCGCCGCGGAUGGGGCCGCACUGGACAGCGCCGAGUUCGCGGCCGCCAAGAUGAUGCUGCAAGGCGUGUAUUACCUGGCUCAGCCUGUUGCAUGCGACGAGGUGGCAGGGGAGGAGGUGCUCACAGACAAGGUCGUGCGCGUCGUGGAUCUCGAUCCGCUGUCUGCCAGGAACGUUGUGGUGGAGUGCGAGCUUUAUCGCGUCUCCGAGCGCACGCACGACGACAUCGGCGAUGAGCAUAGCGACUCCGCUCAUGUUGGCAGCGCGACGGCAGGUUCAUUGAACGGGACCCCAAAGCGGCGCCGUCUCGAACAGGGCGCAGUGAGCAUCGCCCGGUGCGAAUGCACAGAGCAGAUUGUGCGCCUCUCCGUUCCCAUUACGACUCUGGAGCCGAUGCCUGGUAUGGUGGAGGGCAAGUACGUGUUCGUCAGCGCCCCGGAGAGGCAAGUGCGCAACCCGCACGACAUGGUCAAAAUCGAGGCGAUGCUGCGCCAUCUCACUGACCUAUCCUUGCCGACUGAUGCGCACGUGACGGCCGCGCCCAUUGACCCUGACACUCCGUACUCUCUGGUAAAGGUGGUGAACCCUCCCGUGAACUGCGAGGCGGCGCGCGGUCCUUGUGCGGUGCUCAAGUGCAGCGAUGUGCGUGUGGUAGUUCGUGCCAGCCCUGACAAGUUCCAGCACCGACGUGGCGGUGGCGCCUGCCCCAAUGGAGGCCGCGGGGCACCCCAGCGAGGGUUGCACGCUCCGCCGGCGGCCGCCGCAUCCGCGCUACUCGUGGUGGUCCCUUAUGUGUACACAGUCGGCGAUGAGCUCACGGAGGCGGAAGGGGCGCUGGACGCGGCUGCGCAGAAAGUGUUUGAGCAGCGCCUCCAGGCAGAGUUGACCACGUUAAGCGAGGAGCUUGCCUUGCGCCAUGAGGAGGAGGCCUUCCACGCGCAGCAGCAGAUGCCCGAGGUAACCCCGGAGAUGAUGGCUGCCGAUCUACACGCGUACAGCAUUCCGAUGCCGCUGCCAACCGCCGCCGACGUGGCAGCGGCCCGGCAGAAGUCGAUGGAGCUGCCGGUGGGAACACCCAUCGCUAGUCGCCUCGCACACACCAAGGACAAGCUCCUCUGCAAACAAGAGGCGCUGCAACUGCCGCAGUGGAUGGCGGCAAUGACGGAGAGAGCUCACAAGGACAAAGAGUCGGACGCGCAGCACGUCAAGUACAUUCGCUCGUUGCGUCGAUAA